This is a messenger RNA of Sorex fumeus (smoky shrew), 2585 nucleotides long. It is a transcript of the gene TESK2, whose product is annotated as testis associated actin remodelling kinase 2. Gene Ontology annotation, cellular component: nucleus; cytoplasm. The transcript is spliced from 11 exons. Gene Ontology annotation, biological process: protein phosphorylation; actin cytoskeleton organization. NCBI's taxonomy places the organism in Eukaryota, Metazoa, Chordata, Mammalia, Eulipotyphla, Soricidae. The coding region runs from base 188 to 1861 and encodes 557 amino acids. The record is from RefSeq and is a predicted model, not a curated record. Gene Ontology annotation, molecular function: ATP binding; protein serine/threonine kinase activity.
GCCGCCGCCGCCUCGGAGUGGACGGGGCGACUAUGCGCCCACCUGGCCGCCGCCUCCCGCUCCCGCACGCCCCGCUCUGGCCGCUCAGCCCCGCCGCAGUGUCAAACUGGAAGAGAAGUAAAUUUCAAUCCGAAAUUAUGAUGUGUGGAGUUCUUUCUUAAAAGAAGAAAAAAUAAUUGUUCAGACUAUGGAUCGGAGCAAGCGAAAUUCAAUUGCUGGAUUCCCUCCACGUGUGGAGCGUCUGGAAGAUUAUGAAGGAGGUGGCGGAGGGGAGGGGAGCAUGACCCAAGUGGAAAGAGAUGAAACAUCUUCAUAUCGAGCUCUUAUGAAUGCCUUUUCUCGACUGACUCGGUUAGAUGACUUCACAUGUGAAAAAAUAGGAUCUGGUUUCUUCUCUGAAGUGUUUAAGGUACGACACCGCGCUUCUGGUCAGGUGAUGGCUCUUAAGAUGAACACGCUGAGCAGCAACCGGGCAAAUAUGCUGAGAGAAGUCCAGCUCAUGAAUAAACUCUCCCAUCCCAACAUCCUCAAGUUCAUGGGCGUGUGUGUACAUCAAGGGCAAUUACAUGCACUUACAGAGUAUAUAAACUCUGGAAACCUGGAACAGUUGCUAGACAGUAACCAGCAUUUGCCCUGGACUGUGAGGGUGAAACUGGCCUAUGACAUAGCAGUGGGCCUCCGCUAUCUUCAUUUGAAAGGCAUUUUCCAUCGGGAUCUCACGUCUAAGAACUGCCUGAUAAAGAAGGAUGAAAAUGGCUACUCUGCGGUAGUAGCUGACUUUGGCCUGGCUGAGAAGAUCCCUGAUGUCAGCACAAGGAGUGAGAAGCUGGCAGUGGUGGGCUCACCCUUCUGGAUGGCACCGGAGGUUCUCCGAGAUGAGCCCUACAAUGAGAAGGCAGAUGUCUUCUCUUAUGGUAUCAUCCUCUGUGAGAUCAUCGCCCGCAUCCAGGCUGAUCCGGAUUAUCUACCCCGUACAGAGAACUUCGGACUAGACUAUGAUGCUUUCCAGCACAUGGUGGGAGACUGUCCCUCAGACUUUCUGCAACUCACCUUCGACUGCUGUAAUAUGGAUCCCAAACUGCGCCCAUCAUUUGUGGACAUCGAGAAGAUUCUGGAGGAAAUUCUGAGACGCCUAAAGGAAGAAGAGCUGGAGGACAGAAAGCUGCAGCCCACUGCGAAGGGACUCUUGGAGAAAGGAGUUGGGGUGAAGCGACUGAACUCACUGGAUGACAAGAUCCCUCCCAAGUCCCCACGCCCAAGACGUACCAUCUGGCUGUCACGAAGUCAAUCAGACAUCUUCUCCCAUAAGCCCCCAUACACAGUGAAUGUCUCAGACCCCUAUUACCAGCCACAACGAGGUGGUACUGCCCGCACCCACAAAGUCAACCCUUUCAUUGCUCGUCAGGACCUCAAGGGAGGCAAGACCAAGCUCUUUGACCUUCCUAGCAAGUCUGUCAUCUCCUUGGUGUUUGACCUGAAUGCACCAGGACCUGGAAAUAUGCCCCUGGCUGACUGGCAAGAGCCCUUGGCCCCAUCUGCUCGCCGGUGGCAUUCUUUGCCCGGCUCACCAGAGUUCUUGCAUAACGAGGCCUGUCCAUUUGUGGGCCAAGAAGAAUCAUCUGAUGGGCCCCCACCACUCCUCAACAGUCUCAAGUAUCGUGUGAGAGAGAUUCCCCCAUUUCGAGCAUCUGCCCAACCAGCUGCUCCCACUGAGGCCAUGGACUGCUCCAGUCCCCAGGAAGAAAACGGUUUGGGGCCCAGGCCCCAGAGGGCAAAUCCAUGCCUUCAAGAUGCCUCUGAGGAGAUGGAGGUAGAAGAAAAGCCCAGAGGCCUGGCUCCGCUCCCAUUCUCUCUCUCUUAGGCUUAAGUCUAAAUAUGCAAGAAGAUCAGGAUGGGUAAGACAGCCUUGUUCCCAUCAACCCCUUCAGCUGAAGCCACAGGGGCCCCAGGGUACACAGAGCAACCAAGCCAGGCUCAAUUAUGGGUUUCUAAUGCCCCACGGCUGUGUAUAAGGGAGGCAGCAGUCGAGAACACCUUCCUAACUGGGGCCAAUAGCUGGUACCAAGUGUAUGAAAUCCAGCAAGAACUGGCUUACACCUGAGCCCCCAGUGCACUUCCCAGACAGGACCAGAGAACUCCUAGUUCUAGUUUGUGCUGGCAGGCAGCUGUUACCCCAGGUUCUUCUACCCCAGGUCUAUCUCUUGCCCUUUCCGAGGGCAGAUAAGCUACCGGAUGGAAUCUGGAGUUGACCAGGAGGCCAUAAAGGAUCGGUUAUUUCUCGGACCUUAAGACCGGGGUGCUUCUUGCCAGUAUAUCUAAGACACUUGAAUACUUGCUGUUUGCACUGACUGCACGGUCAGACCACAUCACUACAUUUCUAUGCAAGGGGAGGGUAAGGCAGUGUGGUCGUCCUGGCUCUUAGCUAACCUGGUCAAAGAUCCUUUCCAGUUGAUUAAUCUAUUUUCAUAUUUAUGAAGGCGUCUUAAUGUUCUGCCCUGUAAGACUUUCAACUUUGUGGUUGGAAGUGGGGCUGGUUUUGCAGACCCUUGGUCUGCUCUAUGUAUUUGUCUAAUGUGUGAAACAUC